AUCCCCGUCCAUAACAAUGCGUCCCCCAACAAAAGAAGAGUUCGACCAGCUACGGGAGAAGACGCUUGCAGCUCGCGAGUCAGCUUACUGUCCCUACUCCAAAUUCCGCGUCGGCGCCUGCCUCCUCACAACCUCCGGCUCGUUCAUCACAGGCGCAAACGUCGAAAACGCAUCCUACCCCGCCGGUAUCUGCGCCGAACGCACAGCUCUGGUCAAAGCCAUUACAGAAGGCCACAAAGACUUCGUCUGUAUCGCUGUUGCGACGGAUAUUAAUCCGGCGGCGAGCCCGUGUGGGAUUUGUAGACAGACGAUGAGGGAGUUUUGUGAUGUUGGUAUGCCGGUGUAUAUGUUUACGCCGGAUGGGAAGAGUGAGGUUAUGAAGUUGGAUGAGUUGUUGCCGAGGAGUUUCGGGCCGGAUGAUCUGCCAAAGUAAGCAAUGGAACAGGGCAGCGUGGCACGAGCUCGAGAGAACACGGUUGAUGGGGGAG
Messenger RNA from Saitoella complicata NRRL Y-17804, 488 nucleotides. Its product is annotated as cytidine deaminase. NCBI's taxonomy places the organism in Eukaryota, Fungi, Ascomycota, Saitoellomycetes, Saitoellales, Saitoellaceae. Bases 17 to 433 code for a protein of 138 amino acids. Gene Ontology annotation, molecular function: cytidine deaminase activity; zinc ion binding. The record is from RefSeq and is a predicted model, not a curated record. Gene Ontology annotation, cellular component: cytosol. The transcript is spliced from 2 exons.